CUCGCUUCGAAACAUGCACGGAGCUCUACCGUGCACCUUGACUAUGCUACCUAUCAGGGUGCUGCAUUAGACACCGGUGUCACUCAGUAUCUUGGGAUGCGAUAUGCAUCAUCACCCACGGGAGAGCUCCGUUGGCGCGCACCUCAGGAUCCUCCCACAAUUCACCGCGUCCAGAAUGCUACGCAAGUAUGUCAAUGCUGUAUCUCGCACUUGCAUCAUCCCUGACAUGCCUCAGUUCGGAGCUCUGUGUGUCGGCAUUGGAGAGAGUGUGAACAUCAAUCGCACGGAAGAUUGUCUGUUUAUCAAUGUGUAUACUCCCAACAACGCGACCAGGUCAUCUAAGCUACCGGUGUGGGUAUACAUUCCCGGUGGUGGAUACGCAAAAGAAACGAACAGCAACUACAACGCAACAGAGGUCAUCAGAGCUUCUGGCCAGGAUAUUGUGUUCGUGAAUUUCAACUACCGCGUCUCGGCAUAUGGAUUUCUAGCCAGCAAGAAAGUGAGAGAGGACGGCGAUCUCAAUGUGGGCUUAUUGGAUCAGAGAAAAGCUCUUUACUGGGUGAAGAAAUACAUUGCUCAGUUCGGCGGCGAUCCAAAUCACGUCGUGAUUCACGGUGUGUCUGCUGGCGCUGGUUCGGUUGGAACACAUCUCACUGCAUACGGUGGCCGAGAUGACAAGCUAUUCGUCGGCGCCAUAGGACAAGCUCCAUUCUUUCCAUGUCAGAAUGAUAUCUCACAAUCGGAAUGGCAAUUCGACCGCUUCGCUUCUGCAGUUGGUUGUUCGAAUGUAUCGAAUCAGUUGGCUUGCCUUCGAGCACAAAAUCUAAGCACUCUCCAAGCAGCCAACAUACCAUCGCCCUUUCCCGGUCAGACUAUCACUCCACUUUUCUACUAUCUUCCUGUCAUCGACGGUGAUUUGAUACAGGAAGCCCCGAUCCUUCAAUUCGAGAGAGGCAAACAUAUCAAAGUGCCUCUCUUGGUUGGCGAUACGACGAACGAAGGAUCAGCCUUCGCCGCAAAUGUAUCGACACCUGCCGAAGUCUCCUCCUUCUUGGCGGCCAACUGUCCUCGUCUCCCUGCAUCUGCUCUGGAAGAGGCAAACAAGCUCUACCCCCUGAUGAGUCCUUUACCUCGUCAUGCAGUCUACUUUCCCUCUGCUUCUGCCGCCACCGGAGAAUCUACAUUCAUUUGCCCUGGACUGUUGAUGUCUGAAUCUCUAUCUCGCGGUCAGCGUAGCAAAGUCUGGAAUUACCGCUUCGAUAUUUCCACCGUGGAAGAGACAGCCGCUGGAUUAGGUGUGCCACAUACCUUUGAUACACCAGCGAUUUUUGGUCCAUAUUAUCAAGGUCCUGCAGUAGCGGCAUCUCUCUCAGUACAACCAUUUACGACAUAUAAUGCACCCAUCGUGCCCAUCGAGAUGAAUUACUAUAUCUCCUUCGUCCGCACCCUGAAUCCGAACACCUUCAGAGCUAAAGAUGCACCUAUCUGGGAGCCUUUCGAGGGAAAGAAUGGACAGCAGAGAUUAUUAUUUGAGAUCAACGGGACUACGAUGGAAGCUGUUCCUAAGGCACAGCAGGAGCGGUGUGACUUCUGGUACUCUCUGGCGGAGAUUGACGGAGAGUAAAUGAGAUUGCCUCGGUGAAAGACUGUCGUUACAGGCGAAUAACUCACUUCGCUCCUUUAUAUUCUGGUUUACCACGCGAAGACUGUAUGAUAUGGGGAUAUGUACCACUGGAAAUAUCAGAGCUACCCC
Messenger RNA from Aureobasidium pullulans EXF-150, 1753 nucleotides. RefSeq names its product carboxylesterase family protein. Gene Ontology annotation, molecular function: carboxylic ester hydrolase activity. The record is from RefSeq and is a predicted model, not a curated record. The transcript has 2 exons. Bases 104 to 1624 code for a protein of 506 amino acids. NCBI's taxonomy places the organism in Eukaryota, Fungi, Ascomycota, Dothideomycetes, Dothideales, Saccotheciaceae.